Molecule: messenger RNA, 3434 nt
Organism: Acyrthosiphon pisum (pea aphid)
Lineage: Eukaryota; Metazoa; Arthropoda; Insecta; Hemiptera; Aphididae
Exons: 7
Coding region: 28-1923 (631 amino acids)
Biological process (GO): phosphatidylinositol phosphate biosynthetic process; intracellular signal transduction
Cellular component (GO): phosphatidylinositol 3-kinase complex
Molecular function (GO): 1-phosphatidylinositol-3-kinase regulator activity
Source: RefSeq, a predicted model, not a curated record
UGAUUUCCUGCUGAAUUUUAAUAUGGGAUGGAUUCGCCAACAUCUGAUGUGCUUUUGCUCAGUGAAGACGACAGCGGUCUUUUGGUCAACGGUUCGUUUUCAAACAGUUCCGCCAGUAGUAGUUCUAACAAGCAUUCACCACAAUUCAAAUUUAAAGAAUGUGAUGAUGAGUUAUCAUUAAGUCAAGAAGAUUCUCUAAUCGACGAUUCUGAUACAUCAUACACACAACAGUUUAACACAUUGAAAAAAUGUCCUAGUAUUCAAAAAUCAGAGAAUCCAAUUCAGCCUCCUGUUGAAUUUCAAGACUCUCCAUGCAAUUCUUUUAAUGUUUACUCUCCUCCAUUUGAAUUUAAAGACAAUCAAUGUAGACACGUCUGUUCUCCUGUCUACACUAAUGAAUGUAUGAUUCGUGUUGAACAAUAUGCUGAUGGUUUUAUAAAGUCGUUGAUUAUUGACUCUCUGAAACACUUAGAUCCAUUGCAUGAUACUAGGCACUUUAAACAACAAAAACUGUAUCAUAAUUUAGGCAUUUAUUGGAAGACUAAUUAUCGCUUGCCAAAUGGAUCAAACAAUUCUUUGUUAUCAACUAUUUCAUCAUCUCAUAACUCCUUAUUUAAUGUAGUUUCUUCUGAUGAUUCUAACUUUAUAUCUUCUGCGGUUUCACAUGAUGCUCUUAAUAGUGAUACGUAUACAUUACCAAUCGAUAGUUCCCCGUUUAAUGUCGCUUUUCGACGACCAUUGAGAAAAAAGAGAAAAUUUCGUGAUCAGUGCCAUUCCGUACCACUUAGUAAAAAACCAGGGGAAAAAUGUAUCAAUGUCCAAGAGCCCAUACACAUGACUGUAAAAGAUGUACGAACAAUUCUUCACAAUAUUUAUAGCAAUACAGGAGAAUGUAGCAAACCUGAAGUUUCAAAUGUAUCAAAAUGCAAUGAUGUUCAAAAUGAUCACAACAAAGAAAACUGUGUUAGCAAAGUAUCAUCAUCUAAAUGCAAAAUCAGAAAAAAAUCAUUUAUGGUGAAUAUCAAACAUAAGAAAGCCAAGGAGAGUAGCACUACAGAAGAUAUUGGUGGUCAUAGUUCUAGUCAUUCAACGAGAAAAAUCUUUUGUUCUUCUCCAUUUAUUUCGUCAACAAAAUCCAACUUUUCUUUUAGUUUAAAGCAAACUUUUUGUAAUAUUUUUCGAUCACGUAAAAGUACAUCAACAGACUUGGAUCCUGGAUUGAACCCAACAGACACUGUUGUUCUUGUAGAUGUAACUAAAGAGACAACAUUUGAAAAGCGUGCACUUCCACCAGUGCCUGAUGAUGGGCCCAGAGAUACAUACGAACGAGAGACCAGUAUGGAUUUUGCCACUAGCAUUGAAAAAGUGAAAAGACAGUAUGGAUGGUAUUGGGGUCCAACAUCAGGAGAAGCUGCUGAAAAAAUACUGUCAAAUGAACCCGAUGGAUCAUUUAUUGUACGUGACAGUAGUGAUGAUCACUAUAUAUUUUCAUUGACAUUUAAGUUGAAUGGUUUUGUUCGACAUGUCAGAAUCGAGCACGAUCAAGGAAAUUUUAGUUUUGGUAGCUGUACAAAAUUUAAAAGUCACACUAUCGUUGAAUUUGUUGAAAAUGCUGUAGAACAUUCUCGUAGUGGAAGGUAUUUGUUCUUUUUGCAUAGGCGUCCAAUUCUUGGACCAAUGAGAGUACAGUUACUUCAUCCUGUCUCUCGAUUCAAACAAGUCCAAAGCUUGCAACACAUGGCCAGAUUUGUCAUUUUGAAGACAGUGCGUCGAGAUUUGAUCCACAAAUUGCCAUUACCCAGACGACUGAUUGAUUAUUUAAAUACGCCACAUUAUUAUUGUGAACAACUGGGCAGCUCUGAUAGUAGCCAAUCAACAACUCCUACUCCAGCUGUACAUCUAAUAUCAUUUACACCACCUUAAAUUUACUGAUUCCUCAUUAGAAAUGUAUGUUAUUAGUAAAUAAAUACACUCUUCAAAUAAAUUAACUUUUAGCAAGACAUAUUUAAAAAUUAAACUAUUAAAACACUCAUAACCAUGUGUAUUCAUAUUAUUUCAUAUACAGUAACAGUUGUUAAGUAAUUUGACAAUUCAACUAUUUAGAGUUACAACUUACACAAUUAUGUCAUGAAACAAUAUAUAAUAACUACAUUUUUAUUAUACAAAUAAAAUAACUAUUAUUACAUAAUAUUUAAUAGUGUGAAAGCAUAAUUAAGAGCUUAAAUUAAUGUUCAACCGUGAUUUAUUUAUUUUUUAAUCUGGAAUUCUUUACACCAGAUUAGAUUGAUCCUGUUAUAGAGACUUUUAGUUGAGUUUAUAAUGUAUGAUUAUUUAUUUUUAUACUUAGGGCCACUAACAUUGUAUUGAUUUUGUAAUAAUAUCCUGUACUUAAUGUAGUAUUAACUUUGUCAUUUUCUUACUAGUUAAUCAAUUUAAUUUCAAGAUUAAACAUUUAAAUUGAAUAAUUACUAUCUAAAAUGAUGAGGAAAAAUUGUAUAUUGUUAAAAAAAAAAUGAAAAUGUGUAUCAAUUAUUGUAUUCACUCAUUAUACAUUUAGCAAUAAAAAUAAUUAAGUUAUUGAACAAUAUAACAUUUAUAUCAUUCUUUAACUGUAAUUAUUGUAUUGGUAAAUGUUUGUGUAUACAUCAUACUCAGAAUAAACGAUUUAAUACAUUGUGUGAAAAAGCAAUUAUUACAUACAAAAGUUGAUGCAUUGUAAAAUUCUUGGUUUAUUUAAUUAUAACUUUUAUUUGUUGAACAAUGAAUGAAUUAAUAUUACAUUUUAACAAACAUUUAAAAAACCAAAACGAAAAUAAAAAUAGUUAACAGUUUAUAACAUUUUAAUUUUAAUUCACAUAUAAUAUUUAAUAAUUCUUAAUUAGUUCUUACAAAAUCAUUAAAAUACUAUAAUACAUACAUCGCUUUUCGUACAAAAACAAAACUGAAAAGUUUGUUUCAAAUACCAUGAAAAUUAUAACUAUUUCUUCACGUUUUAAAUAUUUUUAAUAUUUAAGAAUAAAUGUAAAACAGAAAAACAAUUUAUAUUAUCUAUCUAGUGUUGUAUUUUUUUUAUUUUUUUUUUUUUUUUGUUACCUAUUUUUAAGUAACUAAUUGUGAUUUUAGAGUUAACUCUAUUUUAAUAAUUAAUGUAUAAAUGUUUGACUACGUACAUUUUUUUUAGCUCAGCAUUAAGCAUAAGUCAAAGACUCAUUGUGUGAAAUACACGACUUGUAGAUAAUAUAUAUAAUAUUUAAUUUUGUUUGAUGAUUUUAAUAAAAUAAGAAAAAUAAAAACUAAAUAUUAUGUAUUAGCCAGUUAAAUUAUUUGUUUUUUUUUUUUUUUUUUUUACGAACAAAAUUAAUACUUGUGGAAAUUGUAACACAAGCUGAAAGAUAGAGGAUUUGUAACAAAUCAAUAAACCAUUUCAUAAACUA